Molecule: messenger RNA, 1436 nt
Organism: Acanthopagrus latus (yellowfin seabream)
Lineage: Eukaryota; Metazoa; Chordata; Actinopteri; Spariformes; Sparidae
Product: probable E3 ubiquitin-protein ligase RNF144A-A
Exons: 4
Coding region: 98-997 (299 amino acids)
Source: RefSeq, a predicted model, not a curated record
UCCUCGGGCAACUUCAAAUCACAUGACUUCGCGGAACACCUGAACGCCUCAUUGUAAUGAGCUGUCACCAGUCUGGUUGCAAACGUGCUCAAUCAACAUGGGAGGCAAACCGUCGAAGAAGAAAGAGGGUAAAAUAAAAACAACCAGUGCGCCUCCAGACUCCCAGGAACCGCCAUGUGAAGAAAGUAUUAAAGAAAGGGACAGUUGGUUAAGUGACGAGGAGGAGAAGUGUUACGACCCCGGAGACCCCACGCUUCAAUUUGUAGACGGGGAGGAUGAAAUGGACUUUUUGUGUAUGGACUACAAGUCCCUCAGAGCGAAGAUGCCGGGCUGCGGUCACGCUGUUACUCCGAUGUCUCUGACCGAUCACUGUCGCAGGCUGCUGGGAGAGGGCAAGUGUGAAUUUGCGUGCGGCCAAACUAACUGUAACGUUGAGUGGUCCUUCGACGAGGUUUCUAAGAUGGCUCUCCUGACUCCUGAUGAGGUGGAAGAAUUCGAAGAGAAAAUAUUCCACAACGCUGCCAAGAAUUUCUUGGACAUCAAACAAUGUCCUGGUUGCAAGUCUCGUGUGGUGAGAAAUAACCUCUCCAAUCUGAAUGUAGAGUGCUCAGUGUGCACAGCCAGCAAGAGAAGGACUUACAGGUUCUGCUGGCAGUGUCUGAGGGAAUGGAAAGGUCGGGCUCCUCGCUCAGACCGCUGUGACAAUGACGGCUGCCCAGAUCCUUUGGAGACAUUGAAAAACUGUCCGGACAUCGUCUUCAAGGACGUGAAGGGGGUCGACGGCUGUCCCUGCAUCCGAGCCUGUCCCACCUGUGGCAUGCUGGUGGAGCAUAACAAAAAACAGUGUAAAAGCAUGGUGUGUCCCCGGUGUAAGGUGAAAUUCUGCUUCGUGUGCCUGACAAAAAAGAAAGACUGCCUGCUGUACAGCGCAUACGGCCCCUGCCCCACCGGUGUAGCACCCAGACAGAGAUCUAUACCUGUGUGGAAGAGGACCUAAUUCUGUUUAUUUUACACUGUGAACUAAACCAAGCACAACCUUGUUUCUUUUUUUUUUUUUUUGAAAAACUGUCUUCAUUAUGCCAGUAAUCAGAAGUGUUAUUACUCAGACAGGAGCCCAACCCAAGUAGCUUUCAGUAACAGUCAAGAUUCUGAGAUAUGUUUUGCACUUGUUUGCACUUUGUAAAAGCAUUUCUUCUUCGGCGUUCAUCCAAAUUUGGUGCGAGUCAUCUCGCUUUAACUUCUAAAGUUAUCUCAGAUUCAUUCAAAUAUCUAUUAUAUAUUUAUUCAACAUGUUAAUUUCAAAUUUGGUUCUGUUAUCUUUUAAAAUUGUAUAAAUCAUUUGCUUUUUUUUGUUUUUGUCUUUCCCCCAAAAUAACAUUGAUGUUAUUCCUGUAAAACAAAAUUAAAAAACAAAAACAAAAAAAAACAAAAAACAU